GAAACUCACUGCGACAACAACAUGGACCUAAUACCGUUUAAAGGAAUCAUACUCGGGGCUGUGUCCUAGGGGUAGAUGGGAGUUAUUUCUUGAAGUUUUCCCCUUCGACAAACUUAUAAAUAUCCGCUUCUUCGACUGUCCUCAUGAGAAUUCUUCUGUCAUAAUGGAAAUGGGGUUUCAUACGCUCCUGUCACUGGGAACCUCGAGUAGCUAUACCGUGUUGCUACUUACCGCGGCUGUCACGUUUCUUGCUCUCCCAGUCGGACUCGUCAUCUGGUCAGCUCAAACCCUAGCCAGCAACCGUGCCAAAGCCCGCGCAAUAGGUCUUCCAUAUCUCGUUGGAUAUGUAUCGCCCAUGAAUCCCAUCUGGCUUCUCUAUGGCAGCUCUAUUGUCCGAGUUUGUCAACGACUUGGAAUUGCAUCCGAGAAUUUCUCACGAAUCUAUUCUCACGGCUGGGAAGCCAAUGAGCGAGCCCAAAUCCACGUUGAUUACGGCGAUGCAUUUUUAGUCGUUCAUCCUGCCGGAAUCCAACUCUGCGUUGGUGAUGCUAAAACUAUUUACGAUAUUUUGACAAGGAGAACAGAUUUCAGGAGGAAUAUGGAGGAGAUGGCUGUUUUGAAUGUUUAUGGACGGAAUUUGUCUACAUCGGAUGAUGCAGAGUGGCAAGCUCAUCGGAAAAUGACGACAGUGGCGUUUGCGGAGAAGAAUAAUGAGCUGGUUUGGGAACAGUCGUUAGCACAGGCAAAAGGAAUGUUGAAGUACUGGACAGAACAGGCAAAACAACCAAUUCGAUCGACACAUUUGGAUACUAAGAACUUUUCGCUCAAUGUUCUUGCGGCUGCAAUGUUCAACGAAAUAUAUCCAUUCGAAAGCCAGGAGGCUGACAAGCCAAAUGCCCAUGAGAAUGAUAAGUCGUACCAGUACCGAGACUCUCUAUCCACGAUCCUGACAUCUAUCAUUCAAAUUUUCAUCUUCGGCGAACAAGGUCUAAAAGCAUGGUGGACACCUCAAUCAUUCAAAAAUGCAGCCGAAGCAAUGAAUAACUUUCGCUCCUAUAUAUUCAGUUUGAUGGAUAAAGAGAAAGAGCAUCUUGCACGCGGAGAAUCUGAGAACAAGCACUUAGUAGCGCGGCUAGUGAAAGCUCGUGAGGAGGGUGAAGAAUUGAAUGCAGAUGUUUCGACCACUGACAAAACUUGGGAUAAAGGAAGAAAGAUGUCACUUACGAAAAAGGAGAUCUUGAGUAAUCUUUUCGUCUAUGCUUUUGCCGGUAAUGAUACAACAGCUAUUACGCUCACCAGCUUACUUAUUCAUCUUGCUGCAAAUCCCGAUACACAAGAUUGGAUUUCCGAGGAGAUAAAUUAUCAUCUACCCACAGAUGCGGGUAUAGAAUCCUGGAAAUACGAAACAUACUUUCAAUUGAAGCGCUGUAGAGCAGUUAUUUUCGAAACCCUCCGCAUUUGCCACCCCCUAUCUCUUCUCGUAAAAACCACUGGCCCACAAGAAAACACUCUCGAAAUUGAUGGUCAGACAUAUGUUCUCCCACCUCAUACCACCGUCCAUUGUUCUAUACCCGCUAUCCACGCGCACCCAAAAUAUUGGGGUUCCAAUCCUCUUGCCUGGAAUCCUAGCCGCUUCAUCAGCAUGUCUUCUACUUCCUCUCCUACCGAAAUAUCUAGCACGCAAGAUUUUGACAAGGAAAAAGUCAAAGUAGAUACUUCGAAUCAUUUCAUGCCCUUUGCAUGGGGUCAACGAGUAUGUCCUGGUAAGAAAUUUGCGCAGGUAGAGCUUGUUGCUGUAUUGGCUGCAUUGUUCAAGGAAUGGAGAGUUGGGGUUGUCCCGGAGAAUGGAGAGACUAGCGAGCAGGCAAGAGAGAGGGCAUGGAAGAGUAGCUUGGUGGUUGAUCAUGAGAGACAUAUGUUGCAUGAAAUGGUUGAUCCGGAGAGUGUGGGAUUGAGAUGGGUUAGGAGACACCGGGUACACUAGUCUAACCCAUUCUUGAGAUUUCAAUAGGAAGUUCCCCAGGUGGCUGUAGUUCACAAAGUAAUUGUUGCUCGAGAUAUUCAUCUUGAGACGAUGAAUAAAAACCCUGUUUGAGGGUGUGUGAAAGCUAAGGCA
This is a messenger RNA of Botrytis cinerea B05.10, 2116 nucleotides long. RefSeq lists its product as hypothetical. The record is from RefSeq and is a predicted model, not a curated record. Bases 164 to 1984 code for a protein of 606 amino acids. The transcript has 2 exons. Gene Ontology annotation, molecular function: monooxygenase activity; oxidoreductase activity, acting on paired donors, with incorporation or reduction of molecular oxygen; iron ion binding. Lineage: Eukaryota; Fungi; Ascomycota; Leotiomycetes; Helotiales; Sclerotiniaceae.